Molecule: messenger RNA, 2050 nt
Organism: Mercurialis annua (annual mercury)
Lineage: Eukaryota; Viridiplantae; Streptophyta; Magnoliopsida; Malpighiales; Euphorbiaceae
Product: protein OSB3, chloroplastic/mitochondrial-like
Exons: 9
Coding region: 543-1745 (400 amino acids)
Biological process (GO): mitochondrial DNA replication; positive regulation of helicase activity
Cellular component (GO): mitochondrial nucleoid
Molecular function (GO): single-stranded DNA binding
Source: RefSeq, a predicted model, not a curated record
GCGAAGGGGAUGGAUGUCUGAGCGGCGCGCGUUUCGAUAUUAGCUUAGUUUACCUUGCAAAAGUUCGAAGCAAUUGAAUCUGCCUUUUUUUUUAGACUUGGAUCUAGUUAUUUCUCCUCUUUCCUUUAUAACCCGUCCUCUAGUUUAAACUUUCCUAAGACAGAAGAAGAAAAUCUUUCUAAGCGAGAAACUUGACUUUGAGAAUUUGUUCGAUGGAAUAAUUUUUUAGAUGACUUUAUUUAUGAAAAAUUUCUUGGGCAUCUCGUCUUGCUUGCUGGGAGAGAGGAAGCUUCCGGACCACCUUUUUCAGCUGGUUAUUCCUAUUUGUUUCUAUCUAUUGGUGGGGGAAACUCGAAAGGGUCGCCUUUUGAAGCGUUCAGUGUACCAUCUAAUUUCCUCUGUAUAUCACAACCCAUCCAACUCAGCCCAUAUAACCCAACAAUAAAACCCAACCGAUAAACCCUGAUUGAGACAAUUUCAAAAACCUCAACAAAAGCAUUGCGCUGCCUGUUUAGAAUGUUAAAACACCCGCCCAAACGACAAUGAAUUCAGUGUACAGAGCAGUCUGUUCUUCCCGGAGAAACUCUGCUCUCCGAUUCCUAUCACAAUCAUCGUCUUCUUUUUCAUCAUCAUCAUCAUCAUCAUGUGAUUGGCCUAGACCUAAAGAGAUUCCUUUUCAGACUAAGGUUGCCAAUUCUGUUCAUUUGAUUGGUUACAUAAGCGAACAUAUCCAGUUUCAUGCUGAUAAAUUUGUAGCCACUACUGUUAUUUCUCAAUCUGACUCCCCUAAUUUCAGGAUUCCAGUAACAUUUGAAGGUGAUUUGGCUCAUGCUGCUGCUUCCCAUUUGAAAAAAGAUGAUCAUAUUUACAUUGCUGGACAGCUAACUGCAGAACCCCUUCAUAUUGAUGUUUCUCAGGAUCAAGCUCCAGUUAGGAUUACGGUAAACAGUAUCAACUUUAUAGAAGGUUCUUCACAAAUUAGGAAAAGCUGGAGACAUAAGCAGAAAAAAGAAGACUAUUUGCCUGAGCAACCUGCAGAAAAGGAGCCCUUAAAGAAUUUUGCAAUUGCAGAGGAUGAUUUAAAAGCUGAACAGUCGUGGAAAGAUCUUUUGAUGUCACCCCAUGAAUGGUGGGACGUCAGAUCAGAAGUGGGCAAUCCAAAGGGUGCAGUAUUUGAAAGAAAGAACAAUAAAGAAUUACUUUGUAUUGACCACACCACACCCAAAUGGAUUCUAGAGAAGCUAGAGGCUGUGACAUUUGAUACGAAAACCACUGCGAAAGGUGGAAUAGAUUACAUGAUAAAAAAUGGUGAUUCUUUGUUAAAUUCCUGGAGAGACCUCCAUGAAAAUCCAAAAGAGUGGUAUGACUACCGCAGUAGUAAGCUGAAUGGAUCGGUGAAUCCAAAACAUCCUGAUUUUAAAAGCAAGGAUGGUGGUCUACCUCUGUGGCUUAAUAUGGCACCAAGGUGGGUUGUGUCAAAACUUGAAAUGGUGGAGUUUGAUGCGCAAAGUCCUAAAUCAAAACAAGUGAAGCAGCAUAAAGGUGAUGAAUAUUGGACGGAGUUGGUAGAUAACCCGAAUAAAUGGUGGGACAACAGAUCAAAUAAGAGAAAUGUGAAAGCUCCCGACUUCAAGCACAAGGAGACUGGUGUAGGACUGUGGCUUACUGAUUCACCAGCUUGGGUCAUCCUAAAGUUGCCACCCUUGAAGGAUCAAAAUAUUGGUACCACCACAAUGCUUUCUUGAGCCAUUCAUCAACUCCUUACAUUUGGUAGCUGCAUUGCUGUUUCCUUACUUCACUGCAAUACGAGAAGACCAUCUUGUUCGACAACAACAUGCUCAAGAAUAUGUUGCAAACUGUCGAACAAAACUUCAAGUUGUGAUUAAAGCCAUCGGAUUGAUCAGCCUGUACUAAAGUUUGUUAUUCAUAUGGAAAAAUAUCUAAAUAUACCCUCUAUGUUUACUACGAGGAACAUAUAACCCCUUUGUGUAACUUAUGGAGGUACAGCACGCCUAAUGCUAUAAAACUGUCUCUAUUAGUUUGUCUCGAA